This is a messenger RNA of Sinocyclocheilus rhinocerous, 4388 nucleotides long. Its product is annotated as kinesin-like protein KIF16B. Gene Ontology annotation, molecular function: phosphatidylinositol binding; microtubule motor activity; ATP binding. The record is from RefSeq and is a predicted model, not a curated record. Gene Ontology annotation, biological process: microtubule-based movement. Lineage: Eukaryota; Metazoa; Chordata; Actinopteri; Cypriniformes; Cyprinidae.
GUGUGUGUGUGUGUGUGUGUGUGUGUGUGUGUGUGUGUUUCUGAUCCUCAGGGAUGUGUCAUGGCAUCGGUUCGGGUGGCAGUGCGGGUCCGGCCCAUGAACAGACGGGAGAAAGACCUGUCUGCCAAAUGCAUAAUCGAAAUGGAAGGCAACAAAACCACCAUCACCAACUUAAAAAUACCAGAUGGAGUGACUGGAGACUCUGUAAGAGAGAGAACAAAGACUUUCACGUAUGAUUUCUCUUACGACUCUUCGGACUGUAAAAACGCCAGCUUUGUCUCACAGGAGAAGGUGUUCAAGGAUCUGGGCACUGAUGUGUUAAAGGCAGCGUUUGAAGGAUAUAAUGCCUGCAUCUUUGCUUACGGCCAGACUGGAUCAGGGAAGUCACACACCAUGAUGGGCAUCCCUGGUGACGUCGGGCUGAUCCCACGGAUCUGUGAAGGAUUAUUCAGCCGAAUUUCAGGAAUGACUCGGAGAGAUGAAGCCUCUUUCCGUACAGAGGUCAGCUACUUGGAGAUUUACAAUGAACGGGUGCGGGACUUGUUAAGGAGAAAGAUGGCAGAGACGUAUAACCUCAGAGUCAGAGAGCAUCCUAAAGAGGGACCCUAUGUAGAAGACCUGUCGAAGCACCUCGUGCAGAACUAUAGUGAUGUGGAGGAGCUGAUGGAGGCGGGAAACAUCAACCGCACGACUGCCAGCACCGGCAUGAACGACACUAGUAGCCGCUCACACGCCAUCUUCACCAUCAACUUCACACAGGCUAAGUUUGAUGCUGUGAUGCCGAGUGAGACAGUCAGUAAGAUUCACCUGGUGGACCUGGCAGGAAGUGAGAGGGCCGAUGCCACAGGGGCCACGGGUGUCCGGCUCAAAGAGGGCAGCAAUAUCAACAAAUCACUGGUCACUCUGGGCAAUGUCAUCUCCGCCUUAGCUGAUCUGUCACUGGAAGGAGCGAACAGUCAUUUGAAGAAGAAGCAGGUGUUUGUUCCUUACAGAGACUCAGUGCUCACGUGGCUCCUGAAGGACAGUCUGGGAGGAAACUCAAAGACCAUCAUGAUCGCUACUAUAUCGCCUGCGGACGUCAACUACGGCGAGACGCUGAGCACGCUGCGCUAUGCUAAUCGUGCUAAAAACAUCAUCAACAAACCCACGAUUAAUGAGGAUUCCAACGUUAGACUUAUACGAGAACUGCGGGCAGAGAUUGCUCGGCUGAAAGCGUUGCUCACGCAGGGAAAUCAGAUAGCGCUGCUCGAUUCCCCCACAGCGUUAAGUAUGGAGGAGGAACUGCACCAUAAUGAAGCUAUGGUGUUGGAGCUGACCAAGGAAUGGACGAACAAAUGGAAUGAAACGCAGAACAUCCUGAAGGAGGAAACUCUGGCUCUAAGGAAGGAGGGAAUCGGAGUGAUCCUGGACUCAGAGCUGCCUCAUCUCAUCGGGAUUGAUGAUGAUCUGCUCAGCACCGGCAUCAUUCUCUAUCACUUAAAGGAGGGAAGGACAUACGUUGGCCGUGACGAUGCCACUAACGAACAGGACAUCAUUCUUCAUGGUUUGGGUCUGGAAAGUGAGCACUGUCUGAUAGAGAAUCAGAAUGGAACGGUCACUCUUAUUCCUCUGAAUGACGCUCAAUGUUCAGUCAAUGGAGUUCAGAUCACUGAGCCCUGCCAGCUCAACCAAGGUGCUGUCAUUCUCCUCGGCAGAACCAAUAUGUUCAGAUUCAAUCAUCCUAAAGAGGCGGCUAAACUUCGAGAAAAGAGAAAGAGCGGCCUCCUCACCAGCCUGAGCUUAUCCAUGUCUGAUCUGUCCAAAUCCUGUGAAAACCUCUCCACAGUCAUGCUGUAUAACCCUGGACUAGAGUUUGAAAGGCAGCAAAGAGAAGAACUGGAAAAACUGGAAAAUAAAAGGCGGCUGAUAAAAGAGAUGGAGGAAAAGCAGAAGUGUGAGAAGGCGGAGCUUGAGCGCAUGCAGCAGGAGGUGGACUCUCAGAGGAAGGAGUCUGAGCAGGUGCAGCUGUGCAUCCGCAGACAGGAGGAGAGCCUGCGCAGACGCAGUCAGGACAUCGAGGACCGCCUCCGAGACUUGAUCGCUGAGAAAGAGAGAUUUCAGGAGGAGAGACAGAGAGAGCAGAAGGAACAGGAACAGCAGAAGCAGAGGAGACUGCAGCCGAAGCAGAAGCUGGAGGAGGAGGAGGUGCAGGAGGAGGAUCUGGAGGAGGAUGAAAAGGCUCAGGCCCAGCGAGAUCGAGCAGAACAAACCGAGCUCCUUCGUGAGCUGGAGCGACUCAAGCGAGAGCGCGAGGAGCAGGCCAUCAAACUCAGGCUGGAACACAGGCGUCUGGAGGAGCGAGAGAAGGAGCAGCUGAGUCUGGUUGGGCGUCUGGAGGAGCAGCUGAGGGAGCGCAGCGAGGAGGCGGCCGCCCUGCUCACGCCGGAUGAAGCGCGCCGACUGGAGGAGGAGAGACAGACGCUCACCGAGCUCAGGGAGGAGCUGCUCAGAGCGAAGGAGGCGCGGAUCGAUGGAGAGGAGGAGGGCGGGGAGGAGGCCCGGAGGAGCGCGCAGGCACAGUAUGAACAUUUCAAACAGAUGCAGGUGGAGGAGCUGAGUUUGCUGGAGGAGUCACUGAUCCAGCAGAAGGACCGGCUGGAACGGGAGGUGGCCAAUGAACGCACGUCACUCGGCCUGCUGCUGCACACACACAAGGACAAACAGAGACAGGUCUGUGAUAUGAUGGAGCGUGGCGUUCAGGACGUGUCCUCUCUGGGUCAGGAGGAGGUUCUGAUCCAGCAGGCCGAACACAGGCUGCAGUUUAAAGAGAGACAGCUCCAAUCUCUCUGUGAGAAACAUCUCCCCGCUGUCUCAGAGGAGCGGCAAAGAGCCACUGAGCUACUGGAGAGAGUUAGAGGAGGAACAGGGUCUCCUGGUUUGGACAGAAGUCCAGAAGCUAUGGACAAAGAGCUGGAUGAGACACUAUAUCAGGUAGAGAAGGAGCUGGAGGAGAAGGAGGAGCGUUUGUCUCAGUACAGCGCGAGCGCAGAGCAGUUGCAGCAGCUCCAGCAGUCGUACGAGUUCACGGCAAACGUGGCCCGUCAGGAGGAGAAGGUCCGCAGGAAGGAGAAGGAGAUCCUGGAGUGGAAGGAGAAACAGCAGCGGGAGGCUCUGGAGCAGGCGGUCGCGCGCUUAGAGAGGAGACACUCCACUUACCGCAGGAGCCUCAGUCUGGAGCCGGACGCCGAAGGGCCCCAAAAGAGGUCACAGUCCGCUCUAGGACAGCGCACUUCCAGGUUUAGAGGAACACAAGACCUGGACCAGGAGUUCACGGCAAACGUGGCCCGUCAGGAGGAGAAGGUCCGCAGGAAGGAGAAGGAGAUCCUGGAGUGGAAGGAGAAACAGCAGCGGGAGGCUCUGGAGCAGGCGGUCGCGCGCUUAGAGAGGAGACACUCCACUUACCGCAGGAGCCUCAGUCUGGAGCCGGAUGCCGAAGGGCCCCGAAAGAGGUCACAGUCCGCUCUAGGACAGCGCACUUCCAGGUUUACAGGAACACAAGACCUGGACCAGGACAGGAUGGAGCGAGAGAUCGCGCAGCUGAAGCAGAGGAUCAGUGAGAGUGAAGGAAGCGUGCGGAGUCUCAGUGUGAGUGGGGAAGAAAAAAACAAUGUGAACCAGUCGCCCGUCAGCCCCAUACAGACCCUCCCGACUGUCCUGUCUAUAGGAGACGAGAGGAUUAACGUGUAUAUUGAAGAAGAGGUGCAGCGCAGGCUGCAGAAACUGAACCUGCGGAAUAGAGAGAAUAACAACACACUCUCACUGUCUUCAGAUUCACUGCAGGACAAUGAUAAAAAACGCAUUGAUCAACGCAAACUGAAAUAUGAGCGGCUGGUGUCAAUUCCUCUGGAUCCGAGUCCAGAGAGUCUUAAAGAUCCAGUCAAGAUCAGUAUUCCCCGUUACGUCCUUUGCGGUCAGGGAAAAGAUGAACACUUCGAGUUUGAAGUCAAGAUCACUGUUUUGGAUGAAACGUGGACGGUGUUCAGAAGAUACAGUCGUUUUCGGGAAAUGCACAAAUCUCUGAAGCUGAAGUAUCCAGAGCUUGCGGCUUUGGACUUCCCUCCCAAAAAGAUUUUUGGGAACAGAGAUGAGCGAAUGGUUGCGGAACGCCGGAAUCAGUUGGAGCAAUACCUGCGGAAAUUCUUCCAUGUGAUGAUAUCAUCCUCCUCUUCUUCUCCUCUGAGAACAGACGAGUUUGGACUACACCUCUCUAAACACGCCGUGUGCAGCAUCUCUCCUUUCUUUAAGAAGGGAGUGUUUGACUACAGCAGUCACGGGACGGGCUGAUACACACACACACACACACACUCCAAUUAAAAAACACUCAUUUACAUAAAUACAAACUGACUGAU